Chironomus riparius is the source of this 2339-nucleotide messenger RNA. The record is from the annotation of a GenBank genome assembly. NCBI's taxonomy places the organism in Eukaryota, Metazoa, Arthropoda, Insecta, Diptera, Chironomidae.
AUGUAAACAAAUUCACACGUUGUCAAAUAAUUUUUAAAAAUUUUUGAGGAUUUUUCAGAUAUAAAUCUUGACAUCAAUAAAGCUCAGUCAGACAAUCUGUGGACAAUAACGCUUAAUCACUUAAUCAAUAAAGGUUAAACAAAUAAUGAACUUGUAACAUUAAUUGAAUUUGGACAAACGAGAAAUGAGUCGAGAAUAACGCAACAAUUGAAAUAUACACAACUGCGAAUGAUUUAUGAUUGUAUGAACCAAAAUAUUCCCAUUUAAAUAUGAUCUCGUUUCGAUGAAAAUUAAUUUUUCGUGUUUUAGUUCUCAUCUCCAAUUAGACCUGAUCUAGUAAUUAAGAGCCGACUUCACUUCAUGUUAAUCUUUCGACACUGUACGCGUUGAAAAAUGAUUAUUUUCUUGUGCUUUAAUUUCUCAUAUAAUAUAAAUAUAUUUAUUUUUUUUUUUUUCAAUUUGACCAGCCACAACAAUUCCGAGUUUAACGUAUUAUUAAUGAAGCAAUCAAUGUCAAUAAUACCUUUAUCAACGGGAAACUAUCAAGUUCAAAAGGCUCAAACGUCUACAAUUGAUUGGGAUAUUAACGAUACAAAUGUUCCAGCAAUAAGUGAAGCUGAAUUAGAUGAAUUUCAAGAAUGGGCUGAUGGACAUUGUCGUUAUGUUUACAGUUUAAUUAAUGAAGAUGCAAAAAAGCAUAUUUCUGGAUGGGCUAUGAGAAAUACGAAUAAUCAUAAUGUUAAUAUACUUAAGAAGAGCUGUUUGGGCGUACUCGUUUGUUCUGCUGGAUGUACGCUGCCAAAUGGAUCGAAAAUAAAUCUUCGUCCUGCCAUUUGUGAUAAAGCAAGACGAAAACAGCAAGGCAAGAACUGCCCAAAUAGAAACUGUAAUGGAAGACUGGAAGUGUUAGCAUGUAGAGGACAUUGUGGAUAUCCAGUUACACACUUUUGGAGGCAUACAAAAUUUGGAAUUUUCUUUCAAGCAAAAGGCGUUCAUGAUCAUUUAAAACCAGAGCCCAAAAAUUCGGAAUCAAGGAAGACUCUGGGCAUUGGAAGACGAUCAAAAGGCAUUGCACUGUUACUUGCACGAGAAACUGCCGUUGGAAAUAAGAUAAUUUCACUCACCGAAAAUCGUAGAAAGUUAAAAACACAGAAAAUUAACGAUCCUCUAGCGCCUCCACCACUUAUUAAAGAUUCUAAUUCAAAGCCAAACAUAACGUUAAACAUCGAAAAUAAUUCUUGCCACGUGUAUAACUAUCCAAAUGAUGUCUACUGUUUCAAUUCGAAUCCUCAAGCAUCAAAUCAAUUUGUUACUUACCCAAAUUAUCACCAUGAUCAUCAAUUUUUGCACCAUUAUCAACAAUAUACUGCUGCAGAUGAAAAUCAUCAUCAUUAUCUUCCAUCCUAUGAGUCAGGAUAUACAGCAACAAAUGAUCGACAAGAAAAUGUUACAACAUUCCAGUCAGCAAAUAAUGAUUUAUACGAGUUCUUGCCUGAAGAAAUUUUUCAACUGGAUCAGCCAAUAAUUAAGAAUGAAACAAAUGUGCAAAAUAUAAGUUCCACACCGAUUUAUGAUUCAUCGAAUAUCCAGCCUAACAUUUACAAUACAAAUUCAGUAACAAAUCAUAAUUUUGAGCAUAUAAAUGGUAGCAAUGGAAUCAAUGAUAUCCAAAGUGGCACUAGUACUAACUUUAUAAAUUCAAUUGGGAGUCAAACAAAUGAGGAUUAUUAUCAACAGCGAGUAAUUGCGUCGACUAAAGAAAUUGAGCUUUAUAAUAAUUAUCACGCGACGACAUCAGAACCACCAGUUCGCUAUGUUGAAAAUGAGAAAACAAGGAAGCUAUCAAAUUUUUAUCAGGCUGAUGGAGCUAAAAGGGAUAAUAGCGUGUACUUCUUUCAACAAUCUCCUGCUUACUACAUUCCUGAUAUUCAUCCUAUUUUAAGUAAUUCGAGUAAUUCGAACAAAUCGUCUAAUGAUUUUAUUAAUCGGUCAGUGGAAAAAUGUAAUAACGUAAUUGUAAAUCACGUAAAUCAUUAAAUUAUUGAAGAAAUUAAUAAAAGCCCUUUAAUCAAUUGAUUUGUGACUUGUCACAAACAAAUCAAUUCUGAUCCAUCGACUCCCUUAAAUUGUGCCUGAAGCUGGCUAUAAUUCGCAGAACUUUUCGCUCAAAUACACCAAUUGCAUUCUCAUCUGCGAUAGUCAUAUUCCAUGACACAGAACCGUAAAACAAUACUGUGCGUAUUUAUCUUCAUAACGGUUUUUCGUUAUUUCGCUUUUCGGGAAAAAACAAAACACUCGUAAAAAAUUAGAAGUCUACGAUGUGUCGUUAUUGUGAUUUC